UGGUGUUGUGGAUCUAUCAAAGAAUAAAGUAUGGUCCCGUCCGAUCGAGAUCUCCCGUCCCGGCAAGCGUUACGAUCUCCGCUCCGCGAACCCAAUCAAAAUCAAAACUUACCAACCAACCUUCAAUCUUUAACCUUCGAUCCACCCUCCCCCACACUCUUCAAUCGGCUUGACAGGUAUUAACAUGCCAAAGAGUCGACCAUGUUUCGCCCUUCUAUAACCAAACCGCUGGUCCGCCAAGCCCCCUUAUCCUUCUUCACGCCCUCCGCGUUCCUCCCCGCGUGUCCUCCGCCCGCAACCUCGCCGUUCUCCUUCUCUCGCGCCCUCUCGACUUCUGCUCCCUCUAGAUUUUUUCGGUCUUCGAAUCGCCCCUUCCAGUCCCUCUCACAAACAUUGCAUCGUGGUCAUCGCCGACCGUUCUCCAGCGCCGGCCCGCGAUGGAAUAGAUACCAGCGGUUCGGCGACGGUCAGCGCCCCCUCGUUAUCGAGGAUCAUAAUGCAGGGAGAAAGGUGAUCAUAGUAGUCUGCAUAGCCGGCGGAUUCUAUGCAUACAACCUAGAAGAUGUGGAGAUGACCGGUCGCCGGCGUUUCAACUGCUUCUCCCACGCGCAGGAGCUCAAGGUGGGUAUGCAGAGCUACGAGGAAUUGCUGGAGGAGAACCACGGCCAUAUCCUUCCCUACGACCAUCCGCUCUCCCAAAAGGUCGACGCCGUUUUGCAACGGUUGAUUCCAGUGGCGCCGCUUGAGGGUGCUAGUUGGAGGGUUCAUGUCAUUGACGAUAUCAACACCCCCAAUGCCUUCGUGCUUCCUGGCGGCAAGGUCUUUGUCUACACGGGAAUCUUACCCUACUGCCAGAAUGAGGACGGGUUGGCGGCGGUGCUCGGCCACGAGAUUGCCCACGUGCUGGCCCACCACCCCGCUGAGCGUAUGAGUAACAGUUUGAUUGCCAUGGUGGCCGCCACGGGCGUUUCGUUCCUGUUCGACAUCUCGGGACAGAUUCCGGCCAUGAUGCUGAGUUUGGUGUAUCGCCUGCCGAACUCACGGGUCCAGGAGGCCGAAGCCGACAGCAUCGGGCUGACGUUAAUGGCCAAAGCCUGCUUCAAUCCGGAGGAGGCCUAUAGCCUUUGGUCCCGCAUGGAGCAACGAGGGGCCUCGGAACCCCCGCAAUUCCUGUCCACGCAUCCGUCGAAUUACAACCGGAUGGAGUCCAUCCGUGAACAAUUGUUCAAAGCGCAGUCCAUAUACGAAGACAGCGGUUGCCAAAUCCUCGGUGGAUUCGUGCCGGAUUUUGAAGAGGCUUACAGCCAGAUGAGUUAGCAGAAUGAAUGUACAGAUCGCCAUCUCGUGUAUCAUAAAAUAUGCCGUCGAUGCAAGAGCGAGAGCAGUAUUGGAAGCAUGCACUUGGCACUGUAAGAUACUAAGUAUAGCUGAUGUUGGGAUUGUACGUAUUAUACUCGACACGACGGUCUCGUUUGCGCUCACUUGAGGUAUAUUGCAAAAUUGUGG
Messenger RNA from Aspergillus campestris IBT 28561, 1506 nucleotides. RefSeq names its product M48 family metallopeptidase. The record is from RefSeq and is a predicted model, not a curated record. The transcript has 9 exons. Gene Ontology annotation, molecular function: metalloendopeptidase activity. Gene Ontology annotation, biological process: protein quality control for misfolded or incompletely synthesized proteins; mitochondrial protein processing. NCBI's taxonomy places the organism in Eukaryota, Fungi, Ascomycota, Eurotiomycetes, Eurotiales, Aspergillaceae. Gene Ontology annotation, cellular component: mitochondrial inner membrane. Bases 202 to 1317 code for a protein of 371 amino acids.